Messenger RNA from Melopsittacus undulatus (budgerigar), 832 nucleotides. RefSeq names its product store-operated calcium entry regulator STIMATE-like. Gene Ontology annotation, cellular component: membrane. The record is from RefSeq and is a predicted model, not a curated record. NCBI's taxonomy places the organism in Eukaryota, Metazoa, Chordata, Aves, Psittaciformes, Psittaculidae.
AUGCGUGAGUACCGGGGUGCGGGGGGACCCGGUGCCUCUGAGCCAGCGGAGCGCUUGGAACCCGUGUCGUUCCUUAACCUGGUGGUGAUGAAGCACCGCCGAGUAAAACAGUUUAAGGAACCAAAGGCAGGGAGGUGUCUGUGGAGGAUAUGGUUUUAUGGUACACCCAAGCAAGCAAUAGGCUCCCUCUUCAUCCACUCUGCCAACGUCUUUCUGUCGGAUCUCACUGAAGAGGACCCUUGUUCUCUCUACCUUAUUAACUUCAUCCUUGAUGCCACACUGGGGAUGCUGCUGAUCUGGCUUGGUAUGAAGGUUGUCUCCUGGAUCGUGCAGCAUAAGAAGUACACGUACCUGGUCUUUGGAGAAUAUGGUGACCCCCCCCAAGCUGCUGCCUGGAUUGGCCAGUGUGUCCUCUACCUGCUGAUUAUGGUGUUUGAGAAGACUGUGAUUAGCCUUGUCCUGCUUAUCCCUGGUUGGACAAAGCUUCAGCAGAUCCUCCUGGGUUACAUCCCAAACCCUCAGCUGGAGCUCAUCCUGGUCAUGCUCAUGGUGCCUUUUAUAGUCAAUGCCAUUAUGUUCUGGGUUGUGGACAGCUUGAUCGUGAAGAAAUACAAGCAGAAGGACACCGUAGACAUCAAUGGAUCCAUAGAAACUCCUCAUGCUAGCAGGACUGAGGGAUCUCAGGUUUUACUCUCUCCAGACAUGGAUUUUGAUCAGUCUGAAAGCAACCAGGAUGUCAGUAUGAACCAGAAGAUGAAGCAGCCCAGCUAUCAAGUGGUUCUGACAACACUGAGACAAGGUGGAGGGAAGGAAACAGCACUGUGAUCCUUGA